Molecule: messenger RNA, 526 nt
Organism: Ricinus communis (castor bean)
Lineage: Eukaryota; Viridiplantae; Streptophyta; Magnoliopsida; Malpighiales; Euphorbiaceae
Product: auxin-responsive protein SAUR20-like
Exons: 1
Coding region: 151-450 (99 amino acids)
Biological process (GO): response to auxin
Source: RefSeq, a predicted model, not a curated record
AAUGCUCUCUACACUCUCCAUCUAUAUAUAUCUCAUAUAUUCAAACCAGAAAAAGCAAACAGACUCUCCAGCAAUACCCUUCCCUCAAGCAAUUAAGCUUCAGAUAACCUCUGUUCUUCUUUCUCAUAAAGUUGUAUCAACAAACUCACCAUGGCUAGACAUCUUCCUGCUGUUCUCGCCAAGCAAUUUAGUCGGAGAUCAACAAUAUCUGCAAAUAAAGCAUUUCUGAGAUCUUCAAAUAUUCCGAAAGGUUUCCUAGCAAUUUACGUUGGAGAGACUGAGAUGAAGAGAUUUCUAGUUCCAGUUUCCUAUCUUAACGAGCCUGCAUUCCAACAUUUGCUAAGCAAAGCAGAAGAGCAAUUUGGUAUCAAUCAUCCAAUUGGAGGUUUGACAAUUCCUUGCAGAGAAGAUAUUUUUGUUAUUGUCACUUCUAGCUUUAGUAGAUCAUAAGGGAAUGCAAAUUAAUGUCACAGAAAAACAAUCUUGUUUUGGCACAAAAGGCCAAUUCAAUGUAAAUGCUACAGGC